Messenger RNA from Oikopleura dioica, 14490 nucleotides. The record is from the annotation of a GenBank genome assembly. NCBI's taxonomy places the organism in Eukaryota, Metazoa, Chordata, Appendicularia, Copelata, Oikopleuridae.
AUGGGGACGUUGUCUCCCUUUUUGGCUUUUCGGUUGCUCGCCUUAUCGAGGGCGGCUAUAGACAAUGCAGAAUUCGUCUCUGAGAAGGCAAAUAAAUAUGAGAUCAAAAUCCAAGGAAACUUCAAAGGAGGAUCUUCCUCGUUCAACCUCGUUCCUGUUGACGCAGAUUCCGAACGCUUCAUCCCAUGCCACUAUGAAGGAGGCUUGAUUCAACCGGCUGGUUUGAUUCUUCCAACCAAGCGAGAGCGAGCAUGGGCUGUUCAGAGAGGCAUGACACACACUAUUGAUGCUCCUGAGCGAUUCAAGACGGAAAUCACUUGCUAUGCUUAUCUUCCGGAGGGCUCGUACUACGUUGCUCAGGGACGAGAUAUCUGUAGAGAUGAAGAAAACUGUCUCCUCAUCGCUGGAAGCUACGAAGACACUGAUUACUCAAAAAUCAGCCGAAAUAGUGGCCCCGUCUUCAACUCAAUCAAUCCCGAUCGAGUUUCCGUUCAUGGUGGUGGCAUCUUGAGCAUCCAAGGAAGUGGUUUCGGCACGAAUGCUGCGUACAGUUUUGAAGGCGACGAGGGUGGAACUGGGUACAAAGUCAUCUUCAUCCCUAGAAAUGGACAAGAGGUUAAAGAAGGUAUUCUCAUUGAGCACAAACACCGAGACAACUUGAUGGAAGUCGAGGUUCCCGAGUGGGAAGGACGAGAAGCCGCUGAUACCGACGUUGAACUCUAUUAUUUGAGUAAUGGCGCUUACGAGAAAGUCGGUACGAAGCUUUUGCGACGAUACAACGACAGAACACCCAUCGUAAACUGGAUGUCUGUUAAUGCCAUGAAUCCUUUCCGAAGCUCAUACUGGACCAGUUGGCGAUCCCUCUCGUCUGGUGUAAACGACGAUGAGUGGGCAGGCAACCGAUAUUUCCAGGAUUUUCUUCUUGGAGAGGGAGAUAUGUGCCAGAGCCCGAUAGGUAUCCAGGCUAGACGUGUUGAUACUGGCGAGCUUGCUCAAAAGACAGAUCAAGUUUUCCGGCACUACAACCCUUACGUUGGUUUCCAGUGCGUCGGCGAGGAUCAGCACAGCUCAGAAGAAUCUCAAUUCAACUGCUUGGACUACGAAGUUCGGUAUUUCUGCGACAAGGGUGUUCAGAUCAAUGGCCAACUUUACACUGGUCGAUAUGGUGAGGAAGUUGAAUCAGGCAACCGACUUCGAGGUCCUGCUCUUCUCAACAACGAAUAUGGCUACUCAUACGCCAACUGCGAUUACGCAUGGAGAGAUCCCGAUACUGAUGAGCUCCACAAGUCCUAUGCCACUGACUCUGUUGCUGUCUGUAAUAUUGGUACGAAAAACCCUAAUGCUGCUAUCGGUAACCAACGAUUCCGAACGGUGACAUAUGACCAGGGCCGAGGAGGUGUCAGAACGGCUGGUUAUUUCAUGGGUCCAAGCCCAGACUAUAAGCUUUUUGACUUUACGAUACAUGGAGGUAUUAAUUCCGUUACGCCUGCAUCUGGUGGUGCUGGCGGUGGACAACUGAUAACAGUCCAGGGAGACGGAUUGAGCAACACGACAAAAGUUAAUCUUGGUAAUCAAGAAUGCGCGUUCAACUCGUUCAACGACGAGACUGGCGAGUUUGUUUGCACCACACCAUCUGUUGAUAGCUGCGCAAGCAUGGGUUCUUGGUUCCCAGGUGCUCGAGGAUUGACCGCAGAAUGGACCAAUUCCGCUAUGAAUCCGGGCGACAAUAGCUGGAGAAACUGGGAAACUUCCGUCACAGAUAUCAAACAGUACGUUAUCGAAAGCUCGAUGCAAUCAUACGUUGAUGGCAAAUCUAUGUUCUCUGGAAUGACUUUGUCGCAAAGCACACAUCGAUUCACUGGUUACUUCGUCCCGCCAUUUUCGGGAUGGUUCACAUUCACUGGCUCCGCUGACGAUAAAAUCACUAUCUACUUCGAUGGAGUUGCCGAGGGAUCAUCAUCUUGUGGUUCAGACCACAGCAAUAUGGAAGAACUUUUCAGAGGCAGCUGCUGUGCUGGUACUGACUACAACAAUGGCAAUUACAAGAAGUCGAAAAAAAUUGAGCUCACUGCAGGAGAAAAAUAUCCGAUUGAAAUCAUUUACUCUAACCACGGAUCUGGUGGAUAUUUCUUCGCCGGUUUCGUCUAUCAUGGAACAAAUGAGGCUUACAAUCUUGAAGAAACUGCUGGCGACAUUCCUUAUCCUAAAGGCGAUUUCGGUUCGUGCAUGGACGAGCGACAAGAUAUCCGACUCAUCUCACACGAACAACGAGAAAACAUCGCUGUCAAAGUUGAGGGUGAUUCAACUACGGAGUUCAAUCUUCAGUGGUGCAAUGACGCUGGAAUCUGCAAAGUUUCUCGUAAAGCAAUGAAGGGAGAUAGCUCUGCAAGUGCCUAUCGAAGCUCUGUUCAGGAUCUUCUUGACUCUCAUAUUGAGACCAGCGGUUCUUUUGACCCAGUUUACGAAGUUGACGGAGAUUCUUCAGCACACGGUCCUGCUUUUGAGGGCGGUUUUAUGUACAACUGGAGAAACGGAUGGCAAAUCAUGAACAACAAGGAUUUGAAUCUACAGCGUGACGCAACUGACAUCUGCAUGGCUUACAAAGCUUCAACUCAAGGUGUAAUUCGACUCCACCUCUCUAACGUCAAAUCUGAGAGAUUAUUCGAUCCUGAAAUUGCACUUUCUGAACAAGACCCAAGACGAUCAUUUACUUUUGACUACGAUAUGGCGCCUCCAAAUGGCGUUGAUUGGACAUUUUUCUGCCAGGAAAUAUAUACAUCCGUCUACACAAAGCUCAACGAUGAAGAUUUGAUGAACAAAAUCAAUCCUGACAUUCGACUUCACGCUGUUGAGCUGCGAGGUGACUCGUGGUUCAAAGUUGAUUUCUUCAAAGUUGGAAAUGACAACAGUUUCUCCGUCACAAGUCGAGAAGAAGCUAUCAAUCCCAAUAUUUGGAUCACUCAACUCCGUAAGGAAUCUAAAACCGAUGGUGUCUUCAAUGUUGAAAUGAUUGAGUCUAACUGUGGUUAUGAAUUCAACGACUUCGAAAUUGUCUCUCUUGCCGGUCUUGAAGUUACAUCUUCGUCUACGUCUGUCGUCAACGUUGAUGGACUCACCGUUCCCGCUACAGUCUACACUGUCAAUGGAGUAACUACCGUGACAGUUUACGAGAAUAAAAAAGUUAGUCCCGGUGUCACCGGAUACUACGAGCUAGACUAUGGACCACUUGGCAAGGCUGAAUUUGAUGUCACACUUGAUGCGAAUGGUUUCAAGAACAUCUUCUCAAGCGCAUUCGGUCAGACUUUCUCUUGGAUCAAAAAGAGUGGAGAUUGCAACACUGGUUUCAAAUACGACUUCCGAUUCAAUGGUUGUGAUGACAUCCCUACUCCGGUUGCUGUUAACACAGGUCUCUCCCGACCUGAGCUCGUUCCUACUGUCACUGAUCAUCGAGAUGGAGGUAUUUUCUUCCAGUCUAUUCCUGGAAACUACUUCCGACAGCGAACAAAGACUCCUAAGUUGAGCGCAUUCAACACCGAACUGAGCAUUCCUUACAGUUGUGAAGGAACUGGCUGCGACUUUGUAUAUGCUGAUCCAGCUGAUGCACCAACUAUCUCUUCAAUCAACCCAGCUACCUUCAAUGGCGCUACCACUUUCAUCCUUUCUGGUGAAAACCUCGACACCGCAAAUUUGGAAAUCUUCAUCGGCCAUGUUAAAUGUACUCUCUCAUCUGUUGUCACUUCGUCUGCGACUUGCGACAUUUCUGACCUCUCUCUUCCUGGCGGAAAUGUUCCCCUCUAUGUAAGUAGCACUACUUUCGGAAAAGUCAGAACAGCAACAUCCCUUGUUGUUAACCCAGAAGUCACCUCUGUUCUCCCUGUCGGAGGAUCUGAGCUUGGCGGACAGCUCAUCACUAUUGACGGCGUUGGUCUUGGCGGUCUCGACUCUGUAGAAAUGAACGGUGUUGCGUGCGAGGUUAUCGAUACGAUCGGCACUUCUGUUAUAAUUCGAUCUGUCGCUGGUGCUAACCCAGUAACCUUCACUAUCAACAGUUGGGGUAGUGAGCCAUACAACUUUGAAAGCACCGGCUAUAUGUAUGCCGCUCCAGCAACCCUUUCUGAUAAUAGUGGAAUCAUUGGAAUCCUUUCCGUUGCUGGAGGACAAACAAUGUCUGUUUUUAUCGGAGGAACAAAUGAUGUAGGAACUGAUUUUGUCGCCAUCAUCUCUGGUAGCGAGGAAAACGACAUCGAGAUUAUCGAUACUGUUGCCGUGGGCGAAUUCUACGACUUCAUCACUCCUGUCAAGGCAGCUGGAAUUUACAAUAUUCAACUUCGAUCAGAUAUCUUUGGUUUGACAGAAGCUAUUCCAGCAACUUACAGAUUCGCUCUUGAAUCUGCUUCUUCUGAAUGGGACAAUGAUAAUGCUUCACCUGCAGGCCUUGGAAACCUCAAGAUUACAGUCGCUGCUGGUGGUCUAGCAGGUGCCACUGUUGAUAACCUUGCUGUAAAGCUCGGGGUCAAAGACUGUAUUGUUGAGUCUGUUGGCAUUACUGAGUUCGAAUGUGUCAUGCCAUCUUAUCUAGAUGCAUAUGAUGUUACUCUUGAGCUCGAUACUGCUUCUUGGAGCCCACAAAACAUCGAAGUUCACCAGUAUGCUAAAAUCACUUGGCUCUGGGGAUUCUCUCUGGCUGACGGAACUGUUCCUACUUUCCAAAUGCGUGAAAUUGACGCCGCAACAGGCUUUGAUGUUCCUGGGGGUUUCUCAACUGAAGCCGUCCAGAGUAAUCUCGGGCUCGUGAGCCUUUUUGCAAGUAUGGCCCCAGGAACUUAUUCGUACUCGUCUGGAUUCGUCGAUGGCUUUGCUGGAACUGCUGAAUUCCGAGGAACUAUCACAGUUCUUCCACCCAAAAAGCUCGUUCUUCCUGUCACCGUCACUCUUGCUGGACAAGAAGCAACCACUGGUUUGACUCAGCGUAAGAAAGAUCGUAAGAAAUUCAAGAAACUCCAGAACCAGCAAGAUAAGGCAAAUCAAGAACGAAUGAUCAGAUGUGAUCCGACUCCUUAUGUUGAUCCAAUCAAUGGUGCUGCUGAUGUUACUCUCAUUGACACAUCAGAGGCAACCAAGCUCUCUUUCGUUCUAUGUCCUGGUUGGGCUCCAACUUUGACGAGCAUUGUCCAGACAGACACAACUAUUUCUGUGGAUUACAGUCCAGUUGUUGCGGGUGAGUGUGCUAACAACUACGAAGUUGUCCAGACAAGCCCAUCGUGCGUAGAUCAACUCAGCUACACUGUUGUCGGUACAAAUGUAGAUAAUCUUGACAUUGAAGUCGCUCAUAGUCUUCCUCACCCAAUUGGUUCCAGCGUUGAAUUCAACGUUGUCCAAGCUGGUAGAGGUGCUGCUUUCAAAACAACGGCAACUAAGAUCACACUUGAGCCCAGUAUCAACACUGUGAAUCUUGAUGAUAUGAGUCAAAACCGAUUUUUGUCCCCUAAGGGAGGAUCGAAAAUUGUCGUCAAAGGAUCAGGAUUCGUUUCCAGCAGAACAAUCGCUGUCACUGCUAAUAUUUGUGAAGUCAUCAGUGUUGACUGUAACGACGCCACUGACUGCACUAUCGAGUGCGUUGCAAAUCCAUCGAGCAAUGGCGAUAGCCGAGAACUUGAGCUCACCUGGGAGCUCAGUGCCUGCACUGGCCAAGCUACGUCUUACACUCUUUCUUCUGGAUAUGAAUUUGUCACCAAUGACGAAGUCAGCAUUUCCGUCGAUGCUGCAAAUGUUGAUUUCGCAACCGAAACUGGCAUGGCUUCUAUCCAGUUUUCGUGCACUCUCAAUUGCGCACUUCUCGAGAUGGGAUUUUCAUCUGGGGAUUUUGAUAUUGACUUGAAACAAGGAGAAUCUACAAUUGCCCUCUCAGACGUGGCUUUCAAUAAAAUUGACAACACAUUCAUCCUCACUUUUACCGCCGCAGAUUACGCUCCGGGCGCUGUUCAGUUUUCUCUAGUUUCUUACUACCAACACGGAACUAUCGUAUCUGUUGAUGAUACUGCCGUCGCUGCUGCACUUGAACGAUCUCUUCCAGUAGCAUCUUUUGAUGCGUGCUAUCAGGAUGUCAACUGUCUCACAAGCGGUUAUUCGAUAUAUGGUGGUUCAACUGCGACCGUUGUCUUCUCUGACGAAAUUCCAGAAGACCUCCAGAUCAGCAUUAUGGAAGGACAGAACGAACUUUGCCUUGACGGCUGUGGACUUGAAUUUGCAGCUGGAACGUACCAGGCCACUUUUGUUGUCCCUGCUAGCGUCGUUGCAGCUGACUCGUCUGCUAAACUCGGCUUUGCUGUAAAUGGCGGACAAUUUGUUUAUGCUUCUGCUUAUGAAGUUGUCUACAGCGUGGCUGCCACCCCACAAAUUGACACUCUUACUCCAUCGAAAGCAUCAUAUGCCGGUAUGGACACAAUCACGAUUACUGGUUCUGGAUUUGUUAAUGCUGACGAGAGUGUUAUCGGUAGCAGAAGUCAGCAAAAGACGUCCGAAAAUGAAAAAUCUCUCCUUGAUUACAUCCGAAAGAAGAAAAAGAAGAAGAAGCCACUUCCACAACUUGGAUUCUACGAAGAGAUGACAGCUGGAGCCCGAUCUCUUGGUUGUGCUCAUUUGACCGUUAAGAUUGGCGAAGCUGACGCUGUUGUCAAUGCUUGCUCAGCUACAGAAAUCGUCGCCGACCUUCCAUUUGCCGCCGCGGGUACUCAAGCUCUGACUGUUGUCGUAGAUCAGGUUGGCCGAGCCCUUGAUAACGUCAACCAAGCCUUCAACUUCGACUUUGAAGUUGUUGAUAUUCAGCCAACAUCUGGAUCACUUGGUGGUGGAACUAGACUGACCGUUAUUGGUUCCGGCCUAUCUAACAAUAUUGAAGUACUUGUUUGUGGAAAACCUUGCACAAACUUUGAUCAGACAGCUCUCAAGGCUGGAUUGAUUAUCUGCGAUGUUCCAAAGCCAGACGAAGGUACAACUACUUGCUCUGUCACUGUUAACGAAAUGGUCCGGGGACGCAAGGGACGAAAUACCUUCAAUUUCAAUUUCUCUGCGGAUCAGACUCCAACUGUCACUGCUAUCUCUAAAACAAAGGGAGGUACAGCUGGUGGAACUGAGUUGAAUAUCUCUGGUACUGGUUUCUCUGGUUCUAAUGAUUUGGCGUCUAUGGUAACCAUUGUUAAUCCAUCCGAUCCGAAUAAUGAGAAUACUCCUGAAUGUCUUAUCACCGACUUGACUGAUACUCAAAUUAUCUGUACUACUCAGGCAUCUGCACUCGGUAGUUUUAAGGGUGUUGUCACUGUCUACAUCGAGGGCAAGGGUAACGCACAAGCUGAUGAAUCUCUUGUUCAAUUUUGGUACAUUGACAGAUAUUCAAGUACAUACACUUGGGGAUGCACUGAUGGAUCUUGCAAGCCAGUCGCCGGAGAUAUCGUCGUUGUUAGUACUGGACAGACACUUCUUCUUGACGAAUCUACUGAGCUUCUUGCUGUUCUUCUCAUCGACGGUGGUACCCUCAUUUGGGACCGACAGAGUGGAAUCAAGCUUCAAGCUGAGUACAUUAUUGUCACUAAAGACGGUCAUUUUGAAAUUGGUACAGAAGAAGAUCCAUUCUGCCUUGAUGACGAUGGAAACCGAAUGACAGCCGAAAUGGUUCUCUUCGGCCACCAUAGAAGCAUUCGAUUGCCAAUCUACGGUGCUAAGGUUAUGGCAGUUCGAAGCGGUACCGUCGAUAUGCAUGGUUGUGACGUCAUUACCUGGACUCAACUUGCUCAAACUGCGAACGCAGGCGACAACGUUAUCAAGCUUGAGGCUGAUAUCAGACAAGGUGCCGCUGGAGGAUGGCACGUUGGUGAUCAUAUUGUUGUUGCUACAACUGGCCCUCGACUGACAAUGACUCAAUCGGAACACGUCGAGAUCGCAGCUAUCAGCGCUGAUGGUACAGAAAUUACGCUGAACCGAACGCUCAAUUACAUGCAUCUUGGUGUCGAAUCCUUCUGGGAAGGUGCCAAUGGACAAGUCAAGCUCGAGCAGAAGGCUGAAGUUGGUCUUCUCACUCGAAAUAUUAAGUUCCGAGGGCACAACAACGAAGAAUGGAUUGAAGAUCUCCCUGAGUGCGAAAACGAAUUUGACUCAGCCCAGACUUCCAUUCAGAACUGUUUCUUGAACAAGUUCAACGAUGAAGUUGGCAACGAUAAAUUUGGUGCUCAUUUGAUGUUCCACAAGCCCACUUACGGCAAGGUUGAAUAUGUUGAGUUCUCUCACACUGGACAAGGUUUCCACCUUGGUAGAUACUCGCUGCAUUUCCACAUGUCUCUUCAUCAGCCUAACUCUUACUUCCGAGGUCUUGGUGUUCACCACACUUUCAACCGAGCUAUGACUAUUCACGGAACUCACGACGCGCUCUUUGAGUGGAACGUUGCUUAUCGAUGUGAGGGUCAUAACUUCUUUAUUGAAGACGGUUGGGAACAAAACAAUACUAUCCAGUACAAUUUGGGUAUCUUCGCGCGACCAUCUUCUUCAAUGCUGAAUACUGAUCAGUCCGCCACUACAUUCUGGGUGACCAAUACGAACAAUCGAGUUCGCCAUAAUCAUGCAGCUGGUGCUGCCUUCUUUGGAUUCUGGAUCAAUCCACCAAGCAGCCAUCAUCACGCUGGUGAGCAAUGGUUCCAGGACUCUGGAUAUGCCAAAUGUCCAGACUCUCAGCCUGUUCUUGAAUUCAGAAACAACACUGCCCAUAGUGUUGGUGAGUACGGCUUUUGGAUUUUCUUGGAAUACCGACCAAGAGCUGAAGAUUGUGGAGGAACCCGGGGUGGUGAUCGACAGCACAACUUUGAGGACGUUGUCGGCUGGCAUAACAAGCGAGGUUUUGAAAUCGCUUCCGCUGGAAAUGGCGUCCGAGUAAAGAACGGUGUUUUCUCUGACAACUCUAUCUCCAAUUUUGCUUUCAUGGAGUCAAGAGAUGAGCUCUUCGGAGAUCUCUCGUACGGUAUGCAGGACGGUAUCUCUAUCGGAUACUCAGGCGCCCACGAAUCUCUUAAUGACUGUACUUCCAUCGGUCUUGAGACCCCAUGGAUGGUUGGUUCUACCGACGUUGAUGGAAUACGAUUCUUCAACUUUGAUCACAGCAAGUGCAAGGGCAUCGACGCUUGUUACGCGUCUGAUUUCGAAGAUUGCGGUUUCACUGCUGAGUUUAGACGAGUCCAAUGGAACAACUCUCCAAAUCGAUUCCGAGCUAAAUGGCGACAUGUUACUAUUCUCCACGAUACUGACGGAACUCUAUCCGCACCAUUGAACUCUGAGGGUAGUGGUGGUGACGGCUGGCCACAGCGAAUGCUUGGACAACCCGGUGCCAAGGUUGUUGCUUCUGCUAGCAACUAUGAUCCAGGAUGUACCUCCGAUGCUUCAUUCUCACGAGGAGCAGACUCUUCUAUUUGCCCACCGGCGACUGCUUUCCAUCGACUUGGUUUAAAUAAUAUGCCUGCAGUAUUUUCCGGAACACAAAUGAAUAUGACCUCUAUCUAUGGUGAAGAACGAGGAAAUUUCCAGAAAUGCCGAUCUACUCAUGGCGGUGGAUGGAUGGUUUUGUUGCCAACAGGAGUUGAAAACUACGUCCAUUGGGUCGGAUUAGGUCACGUGAACAAUAUUUCUUAUUCUGCAAAUAUGUACGAUGUCGGAGAGACGAAGGAAGUCUGGCUUUCUCAUGAAGUCCAGAGAGUUGAUUACGUAACUGGUCUUGGAGAAGAAAUGGAUCGCCUUCCUCAAGCCGGCGACGGAAAUAAGAAAUAUUACUACGGUAAUGAUACACUUACUGUUCCGGGUGCCCACAAGGGCCGACUUGCAAUGAUGUUCGAUCGAGCUGAUUGCAUUGCUGGUUCUGAAAAUUCUGGUACCCCUGACAAAUACUGCGAUAACAGUUUCAACAUGAAAAUGUACAAGUGUUUCUGGGAGAAUUGUAUUCCUCCACCAACUGAUCCACCACCAGUCAAUCCAGAUCAAACAACUUGCCGCUGGUCUGUUCCAGAAUGUUGGGAAGAUGGUAUCCCAGAACCGGGAUCUAAUGUCACAAUUACGGGAUCCACUCACAUGCUUAUCGAUAUUCCAGACGUCGAUGUCGAUCUUAUCUUUGUGGAAGGAGCACUAGAAUUUGAUCAGCUUGCUGGAAAAGAUUUCACCAUUACAGCUCGACAAAUUUUGACGAACACUGGCGGUGGAAACUUCACUGAUAUGAUUGGAAGAUCGUUUGGUACUGUCGAGAACAUGAAGUAUUCCAAGGGUAUCGAGGGCAGAAAUACUUACUUUAUGUCGCAGUCCGCUUUCAAAGUUGGAACAGCUGAGAACCCAUGGCCAUGCGAUGGUUCAGUCCAGAUUAGUCUUACCGGAGAUAAAUGGUCUACAGAAGUCGGGUCUCCAGAGGCUGCUAUUGUUAUUGGAGCUAAGGCUAUCGCGGUUUUAGGUGGUCUGGAAAUGCAUGGUUGCCCCCGGAAUUUCACUAAGACAUACCUCAAGAACUUCAUCUUACCUGGAUACAGAGAGAUUAGGACAACUGACGCAACAGGCUGGAACGUUGGCGAUCGAAUCUUCAUCGCUCCAACCAGUUUCGAUCCACGAGAGGCUGAAGAAUUCUUCAUUCAGGCUAUCGAUGGAAACCUUAUCACUCUGGAUCAUCAAGUUGAGUUCAGACAUGCUGGUGUUGACGAGACGCGUACACUUAAAUAUGGCUCCGAUACUCACUUUGGCGCUGAAAUUGGUCUUCUCUCCCACAAUAUUGUCAUCGACGGUCAUAGUGACUCCGAGGACAUCUUUGGUGGUCGUGUUGUUGUAAUGAGAUCCGCCGAAGCAAACACAGGGGCUCUGCGAUAUGGUUGGGCACAAAUUCAAAACGUUGAGUUCCGAGGAAUGGGUCAGUUCGGUUACCAAGAAGAAGAUGAUCAGCGAGUUCCAGUUUUCCUCUGGGGUCUUCAAGAUGCUUCUGUCGCCGAUUCUAUUUACAACAUUCAGCCAUCAUAUGUGAAAGACUCUUCUUUCCAUCAUUGCUACAAUGGUGGUAUCGCCACUCGAUUUACAACCAACUACGAGAUUAGUGGCAAUGUCAUGUAUGAUAUGCUCGGUGGUAACCAUAUAAUGAAUCUUGACUCGCCCGUUGGUUCUACAAUCACAAACAAUCUUAUUUCAAAGAUUCAAUUCCACGCUAUCUAUCCAGCUACAGCUGAAUUUUACAAAUAUGAGGAAGACACAGAACCAGCCGGAUUCUUUAUCACAGCCACUCGCGAUAUCGUGUUUGAUGGAAACACCGUUGCCGGAGGAGAUGGAAACGGAUUUGUGACACAGUUUGAUGCCUGUGACGCGACUGAGCUUUGCAGUUAUGAGAAUUCUGGAUCUGCAAUGGGACAUAAUACCGCUCAUACUACGCUUAGAGGUGUCCACUGGAACAAUAAUGGACCAGGUGACUGCGUAAAGAUUGCUAACUUCACUUCAUGGAGAAAUAUGCAUCAUUGUGUCUGGGUUCAGGCCAGUUCUGGUGUCGUUGUUGAAAACGUUCUCUGCGUUGAUAACUGGUCUGCUCUUUGGAGUUGGAAAAUUGGACCGAGCCCAGUCGGCCAUGGAAUGGAUAAUCAACCAUCAACAUUUAGAAACUUCAUCAUUGACCAGUUCUCUGAUACAUUAACAUGCAAUGAUUACAUCAUUCGUGAAGCAACGCAAAAUUACAAGGAAACUAAGAACUCCCGCACUCCUGGUACUCGAACACAGGGUACUUACGGUAUCAUGGUUCCACAGUUUGCUAGCAGCGGCAUGAAAUGGCCCGGAAAGCCACUUGGUGUUGCUGAAGCGUAUGCUUCUCUUUAUGGAGGUUCCUGUUUCAUGGAUAUCCAGUUGAUGAACUUUGGAGAAAAAUGUGGCCGAGAUUUCUACGGCAUCGGAACGAGCAGCAGAUGGUCCGAACAUCAGCAUAUGAUGGAGUUGCAGUUCGUUACUUUUGACGGCCCAUCCACCCAUCGAUACCAGUUCUCAAGACCAAAUCUUGGAUGGAUCAGCAUUGCUGAUUGUGUUGACAUGGAUUGUGAUGGUCUCAAGCGAUCCAUGCUUGUUGAUCUUACCGGUGACUUCCUCGGUAUGCCAUCUACCUACAUCAUGGCACAAUCGGAGUAUCACUACGAGAAGUGGGUUGAAGAGUCUCCUCACUACUACCAGGGCACUUCUGACUUAGAAGGAAACGAAGACUGGCCACAGUCUGACGAGCGACGUGGACUUGGUGACUUCAGAAUUCCAAAAACAAUGGUUACAACCCUCGAUGGGCAUAGAAUUCCAUUCCCAGAAUACGCACCUCUCAAGGGCACAAUCCGAAACGAUCAAUGCACAUGGAAUCCAGAUGCUGACGGCUACGAAUGUCCAAUGGGUAACUUUGCUCAGCUUGGUUUCGAGUCUUUUGACCACGAUUCUUCCACUCGACGAGUUGCUCCUAUCGGUCUUCGCGAUAACGAGCGAAAGCGAAUUGAUCUUUCUAAUGGUGUUAUGGACGUUUCUUGUUGCUUCGGUUAUGCUUGUCUUCUCCGAGUCACAAUGAAUUUCUUCAACCUUGAAUGUGGUCACACUUACCAAUACCAUACUUCUGGAACUCUUCCAAAGCAUACUCGAUUCCAUAUGUUCGGAACGAAGUCCGUGCCACAGGCUGAAUGCAAGAUUCGAAUUGAGCUCUUUACUUUCCGACAGAAUCGACAGAUGAUUUAUCUCAAUGGCGAGUACCAGAGAAGCAACCAGCAAUACACCACACCAGAUGGUGGUGAAGCAUGGCACUUCCCAACCGAUGACUUGAAGCCUGAGUUGACCGAACCUGCUGGCGCUAACUACUUCCAGCGAAUGGAACAAGUCGUUUACUUCAACAUGGAACCAGGAACAUAUGUUGACGUCAAGAUUUCGGAUACAAUUCUUCUUGAACUCGACGUUGUUAUGGAAUUGACUAUCGAUGAGUUCUGGGAUCACACAGAGCUUCCACGUCUUCUUGCUGUCAUGCUUGGCAUCCACGAAAGUAAGAUCAAGAUGAUGAAUGUUAUCGCCGAAGACUCUGAUCCACAACGACGACGACGAUCCCCAUACAACCGAUACGAGAACCCAACAUUCGAUCGACGAAGACGACAGUCAGGAAACAUGUUCACAGUUCUUCUCGAAGCUGGCUCAGGUGUUUGCAAUCCUAACUGCCCAGGUGUUCGAGUUACGGACGAACGACUCGAGGCUAUCGAAAUCGGUAAUACUCUCCUUGCAAAGCUCGCAACUGGUGAGCUUGAUGCUCUUACAAACACUACAACUGAGUCUGUUGGUAUUUCUAUUCCCGAAAAGGAUGCUGAAGCCCCAUCUUGGUUCGAUCCUGAGACUAACGAGUCGAAUUACACCAUUGCCACUGUUCUUGGUCUCGAGGGAAAUGCUACCCUUCAGGAAGUUGAAGCCGCACAAUUUAAUCUUACUGGAGAGACUCUUGAUGAUUUGCCUACAUUCGUUGAUACUCAAGAAGUUAUCGAAGAAGCACUGGCUGCUGGUGCUGAAGUUAUCACUUACACUGCAAGUGAUCUGCCCGAUAAUAUCACCAUCGCUUCUUUCCCAGAAGAGAUCGUCAUUGGCGAGCCCGUUUACCCACCAAUUGUUCUUCACGCCUACCGACAAGGUGUCCGCAUGGAGCGACCAAUUGGUCUACUUGCCGAUCCAUGGACAGUUAACGCGACCGCUGUUCUGAGAACGCGAACUCUCUCGCUCUCUGGUGAUACCACGUGUGCCUUUGAUGCCCUUGGCAACUGCACAUUCUACAAUUUGAUCUUUGACCAAGUUGCUGAAAAUGUUGGACUUAACUUCCAGGUCAUUUCACCAGCUUCAGCGAUAGGAGUAGUUGCCGACCCUCCUGUUAGCGAUCCAUUCGUUGUUAUCGACCCUACUGGUCAGUCAACACCAGCUCCAGAGACAACAACGGAGCCAACGACGACCACGGAGACUUCAACUGUUUUCAUGCCAAAGGAUAUCUCCUGCUCCCUCAAGAAGGGCAAGACACUUGGCUGCUCAAAGCGAAACAUGCAUACCGGCGAGAACUUGGUUAAACUGAUCAUGGCUAUGACGCCGAAGCAGCGCAAGAAUGUCAAGCAGCUCGACAUUUCUGGAAACCCAGCGCUUCCAAUCGAAACACUCAAAUCGAUUCUGACUUAUCUCCCAGGCUUGACCACCCUUGAUGCCUCCUAUGGUCGAUGGACAGUCAUUCCAUCGGAUAUGUUCAAAUUUAACACGAAACUCAAGACUUUGGAUAUCAGCAAUAACAAGAUUCAAUGCAUUCGAGGCGCUCUUAGCGGACUCAAGAUGAAGUCGAUGAAGUUCGCUAACAACGAUAUGCUCGUCGAAGUUGCUGGUGGCAAGACCAAGUCUAAGAAGGGCAAGCUCGCCAAACUCAUCAAAGAAUGGAACAAGAUGGACAAGGGCUUGUGCUUCUACUACAAUUAA